AUGAAGAAGUCUAAUCAAUCGGUUGGAAAUCAUAAAGGGCCUAACGAAUUGGUUGGAAAUUAUGAAGAGUCUAGCAACUCAGUUGAAAAUUAUGAAGAGUCCAGCAACCCGGUUGGAAAUUGUAAAGAGUCCAGUGAAUCAGUUGGAAAUUGCGAAGAGUUCAGUGAAUCGGCUAAGAACUAUGAAGGGUUCAGCAAAUCAGCUGGGAACUGUGAAAGGUUCAGUGAAUUGGUUGGGAACUGUGAAAAGUCUAGUAAUUCAGUUAGAAACUAUGAAGUAUCUAGUGAAUCGGUUAGAAACUAUGAAGGAUUAAGUGACUUGGUUAGAAAUCGUGAUGAUAACGAUAAGUCUGGUCAAUAUUUUGGUGAAAAUAAUCUUUUAGAUUUUGGAGACAAAGAUUUUGAUAUGUAUUAUGAUAAUUUAGAAAUAGAAAACUAUUCUAACUCCUGGCUUUAA
Messenger RNA from Racocetra fulgida, 456 nucleotides. The record is from the annotation of a GenBank genome assembly. NCBI's taxonomy places the organism in Eukaryota, Fungi, Glomeromycota, Glomeromycetes, Diversisporales, Gigasporaceae.